AGCUGACGACUUUCCUCGCUUACACACAUCUGUGACUCGAAGGCGAAUCACCGGAGGAUUUCCGCGAGUGUAUUCAUUAACCACGUCAAUAGUGAAUUUCUCUCAUACAAGUGAUCAUGUCUUGCACAGGAUGCUCGUGCCGUCAACGUGCUGGGGAAACUCCCCUCGCGAUAUGGGCACCCCCAAGCAGCGAGAUCGCACCCUCAUUGUCUCUGGUGAGCUGGUUCGAUGAUCAACUUUCCCGAAUGCAAGGGGAUCUGAUCCAGAACAGUUUCUUCGGCAUUCCCGAGGUCGGCCGCAUCGAUUUCGACCCUCGAAGAAGAUCACGACUCUUCGAUGCUCUUUUUUCGAACGACGCGAUAGAGACCGAGAUGAAAUUCCACGAGAAUCCGAAAACAAAUCAAGUGGAAUGCCAGCUGAGCACCGGCUGUGGAGAUUUCUUCAGACCAGAGGACAUCGAAGUUAAUGUCAAGGAUCGCAAUGUCGAAUUCAAAGCUCGCCGGGAACAGAAAUCGGAGGACGGUCACAACUACACUGUGCGAGAAGUCCGACGCGUUUUCCGAGUUCCUGGGAAUGCAGCGGUCGACAAACUUCACGCCGAGAUGGGUCCCAGCGGGAAAGUGAUGCUUUCCGCCCCGUUGUUGGAGCCGAAGCCCAUCGAGAGUAAAGUAGAUGGGCCAGUGCCGAUCAAAAUCAACAGGCAGUGAAUCCGUGCUACGAAUGUAGGGAAUCCCAUUUGACACCCGACAAGCGACGAAUAUUUUCUUGCUCGUCGGCAUGUUUCGCGCGUCUGACUAGAGUAUCACACGUCAUCGAUCACUCCGUAUGGAAGUGAAUGCAGAUCACCCUAGUUUCGCGAU
This is a messenger RNA of Galendromus occidentalis (western predatory mite), 860 nucleotides long. RefSeq names its product alpha-crystallin A chain. NCBI's taxonomy places the organism in Eukaryota, Metazoa, Arthropoda, Arachnida, Mesostigmata, Phytoseiidae. The coding region runs from base 117 to 707 and encodes 196 amino acids. The transcript has a single exon. The record is from RefSeq and is a predicted model, not a curated record.